AUGGUCAAGUGCAUCGCCUCGUUUGUUGCCAUGACGGCUACUCUGACCGUCCAAUUGGCCUUUGGUAAGGUGAGUCAAGUCCAUCUCGGUGUUUCUAGCUCCGCAGUUGAUUGUCCCAAUGGUAUCGCCGUAUCCUUCGCCACGGAUGUGGCAAAGUCGUACCUGGUCACUGGUACGGCCGACGGUACCACCGUCAAGGCCGAUAGCACCUUUGUUAAAUACUCGGUGUCGGAGGCUGAGCAUAACUACGCUUACACGUCUCCGUUCCUACACACAGCACUACUGUGUGAUCUUGACGAGAUGACGAAAUAUUCGUACACUAUUGGUGACUCGGAGUUCACGGGGACGUUCGUGUCGUUGUUGCAUUCUGGCUCCGACAAGGAGGAGACCAUUCUUGGGGUGAUUGGAGACCCUGGUGAUACAACCUUUUCCGAGGCGACAUUUGCUGAACAGCACAAAACAUUCGAAGGCAAGCACAUCCAAGCUCUUGUGAUUGUUGGAGAUUACUCGUAUGCCAACGGACUGCACGCGCAAUGGGACAAUUGGUUUACAGAACAACAGUCCUUUACAUCAACCUACCCAUUGAUUGGUAUCAAUGGCAAUCACGAGACCAUCACGUCGUCAGGCCACUUGAACAUGUACCCGUACCCACCAGACAUGGAACUGGAGGCUGAGAAUUACUUGGGCUACAUCAAACGCGUGUACACACCGAUCACCGAGGAAGCUAAGAAAAAGCUGCACACCUGGUAUUCGGUAAACAUUGGUCUCAUUCACUGUGUAUUCCUGGACGACUACACCGGAUCGCGCGGCGUCAAUGCAACGGUUGUUGGCACGGACGAGUGGCUGGAGGACCGCAACAUGCAGCUUGAGUGGGUCAAGACGGAUUUGGAAAGCGUGGACCGUAGCGUUACCCCGUGGGUGGUUGUGUUUAGGCACAACCCGUACUACAACACAUGGAUCGACCACCAGUGCCAGUGCUCUCCUACCGUCUUCGAAAUCGUCGAUGCUGAAAAGUGCUGGAAUGGCACUUACUUCUCGGGCAAUGCGUACUCCGAGCCGCAGUGCGGUCAGAUGGCCAAGUUGGAGGAUGUGUUCUCGGCUAAUGGUGUGAACGCCAUAAUCUCGGGUCACGUCCACGCAUACGAGCGCACUGCCAAGAUCUUUAAAAACGUGAAGAACACCGCUAAAGGUAUCUACUAUGUGACUACGGGCUCGGGCGGCAACUACGAAGGUCACGCCAUUCGGCAUAUUCCAUCGUCGCUGGUCCCAAGCUGGUCACUUGUUUCCAACAAUGUCGAUUUCGGCGGUUCCCGUAUCAUCGCAACUCGCAAGUCUUUCCGCUUCCUCUGGUUUGCCAACAACAUCAGCACGGAGGAAGCCGUACCGACCGACGGCUUUACAAUUUUUGCCGAGGGACCGGACAUCACAACGUGGCCGCAGACCACUCGACCUCGUAAUACCACCUCUACAUCAUCAACCAUCACGAACUCAGAUACCGUGGAGCGAGAGGUCCUCGGUGACCACUGCUAA
This is a messenger RNA of Peronospora farinosa, 1530 nucleotides long. The record is from the annotation of a GenBank genome assembly. NCBI's taxonomy places the organism in Eukaryota, Oomycota, Peronosporomycetes, Peronosporales, Peronosporaceae.